GCGAAAGAACAUCUACAACAGCUGAUUUGAGAUUUUAAAUUUCUUGAUUCAUAAUUCUUAAGUUUAUAUUAGAAUUUUCAAUAAAGUUUACAUCGGUAAAUAAAUAUUAUUAGAAUUGUGCUAGAGCUAUCGCACAAAAUGUUAUUUGCGACUUUAAGAGAGGCAGGUAAAAGAAUCGGGAAACCACAGGGCUUAAGACUUGUUCGUCACAAAUCUUCAUAUGAGGGGGAAGGCAAAACCACUGUACGGAUACUCAAUCAAGAACCAGAUUUAGGCCUUAUUAUAGAUGGCUAUUCUAAUUUUGGCUUUCGUUUAAAUAAUGGAGUGACAGUUUUAGGACCAAUGGCUAUUUUUCCCAGAACAAUACUAUCAUGGCAAGUUCGUAAUUCAGAUGAUAUAACAGAGCCAUCGCUCAGACUGUUCAAACUCAUUGUGCCCAAGAUUGACCUCUUGAUUAUUGGUCUAGAAACAAGGGAUCGGAAAGCUGUUGACGCAGUUUUCAAAGCAUCACGACAAGCUAAACUGAAUGUAGAGAUUCUACCCACCGAGCAUGCUUGUUCUACCUUUAACUUCCUGAAUGCAGAGGGCAGAAGCAUAGCAGGGGCUUUAAUACCACCACUACACAUAGCAAAUAUCAACGAAGACGACAUGCGCCAUUCUGCGAUGAAUUAUAAUGACCCAUUCAAAAAGGAACUCUCCGUGUAGUAGGUAUCACCAAAACGGAUAAUAUUCUUAUUUAAAGACUUGAGCUCACUUUCCUGACAAUCUCAUUUAUGUAUAAUUUCGCAUGUGGCUCAAAAAUAAAACUAACGCUGGCGUCAUUUUCAUAACACCUCUGUGACCUCGUGAUCGACGCGACGAAAUAUCCAUGUAGGUCUUUACAAUGUUAAUUGAUUUCAUUAUUAAAUUAUAUUUUAUAAUAAAUAGGUUAUAGUGUAUGUGUUAGAAUAAAUGUUACUGUUAAUUUA
Molecule: messenger RNA, 968 nt
Organism: Aricia agestis (brown argus)
Lineage: Eukaryota; Metazoa; Arthropoda; Insecta; Lepidoptera; Lycaenidae
Product: NADH dehydrogenase [ubiquinone] 1 alpha subcomplex assembly factor 3
Exons: 6
Coding region: 139-705 (188 amino acids)
Biological process (GO): mitochondrial respiratory chain complex I assembly
Cellular component (GO): mitochondrial inner membrane
Source: RefSeq, a predicted model, not a curated record